GUGGGAUGGGGCCUCUUCAGAAAGCUGAACGAGGCAUCUGGAGCCCGAACAAACCUCCACCUUUUUUGGCCUCGACGGCGACAACCAAGCCUCCUUCCUAAGGCCCUCCGCCUUUGGGACUAACCAGGGGAGCUCAAGUUAGUAGCAGCCAAGGAGAGGGGCUGCCUUGCCAAGACUAAAGAGGGAGGGGAGAAGAGAGAGAAAAAGUAAGAAUCCCCCACCCCCUCCAGGGCGGAGGGGGCAGGAGGAGCGCGUCCUGGCCACGCCAAGCAGCGUCUUCCACUUGGUGCGUCUCUCUGGGAGCGGCACGAGAAGGAUGCUGGUCCGCAGGGGCGCGCGCGCGGGGCCCGGGAUGCCGCGGGGCUGGACCGCGCUCUGCUUGCUGAGUUUGCUGCCCUCCGGAUUCACGAGUCCCGACAACGACAAUGUUACUAUUACCCCACAGUCACCUACCCUGGGAAUAUUUCCAACUGUUUCUACAAAUGCAUCCAACCAAGAAACUGCAAUACCUACUACCCUCGGAAUUGCCAGCCACUACCCUGUGUCUCAGAAUGGCACUGAGGGCCCAUCAACCAUCACAGAAACUGCAGUCAGUUCCACAUCUACCUCUGUGAUCACCCCAGUUUAUGGAACCACAAACUCUUCUGUUCAGUCACAGACCUCUGUAAUCACCACAGCAUUCACUACCCCAGCCAACUUUUCAACUCCAGAGACAAGCCUGAAGACCAGCCUGUCACCUGGAAAUGUUUCAGACCUUUCACCAACUAGCACUAGCCUUGCCACAUCUCCCACUGAACCUUAUACAUCAUCUUCUCCUAUCCCAAGAAUCAUCAAGACAGAAAUCACAUGUUCAGGCAUCAAAGAAGUGAAAUUGCCUCAGGGCAUCUGCCUGGAGCAAAAUGAGACCUCCAGCUGUGUGGAGUUUAGGGAGGCCAAGGGAGAGGACCUGGGCCAAGUGCUGUGUGGGGAGGAGAAGGCUGAGGCUGAGGCUGGGGCCCGGGUGUGCUCCCUGCUCCUCGCCCAGUCUGAGGUGAGACCUCGGUGCCUGCUGCUGGUCUUGGCCAACAGAACAGAAAUUUCCAGCAAACUCCAACUUAUGAAAAAGCACCAGUCUGACCUGAGAAAGCUGGGGAUCCUAGGUUUCACAGUGGAAGAUGUUGCGAGCCACCAGAGUUAUUCCCGAAAGACUCUGAUCGCGCUGGUCACCGCCGGAAUCCUGCUGGCCGUCUUGGGCAUCACAGGUUAUUUCCUGAUGAAUCGCCGCAGCUGGAGCCCCACAGGAGAAAGGCUGGGCGAAGACCCUUAUUACUCGGAGAGCGGUGGAGGCCAGGGCUAUAGCUCAGGACCUGGGACCUCCCCUGAGACUCAGGGAAAGGCCAGUGUGAACCGAGGGGCUCAGGAAAACGGGACCGGCCAGGCCACCUCCAGAAACGGCCAUUCAGCAAGACAACACGUGGUGGCUGAUACCGAAUUGUGACUCGGCUAGGUGGGGCAAGGCUGGGCAGUGUCCGGGAGAGCGCCCCUCUCUGCAUCUGACCACGUGCUGCCUCCAGGCUGGAGGUGACAUCCCUUACGCCCAACCCUUCCCAACUGCAUACACCUCAGAGGCUGUUCUUGGGGCCCUACACUUUGAGGAAGAGCAGGUAAACUCCUGCCCUUUACACAUUCGGCUCCCUGGAGCCAGACUCUGGUCUUCUCUGGGUAACCGUGUGAUGGGGGAAAGCCAAGGUCCAGAGAAGCUCCCAGGAAUGAUGGAUGGCCUGGCAGCACUCACACAAGACCCCUCCCCCUUCCCUCCUCCUCUCUGCCUCAUCACAGGAACCUCCCAGGGGAAAGAUGGGCUUUUCUAGGCUACAGCGUUCUCCCAAGCAGCUUUGAUUUUUACUGUUUCUUCCUUGUAUUUUCUUUCUCUACUUUGGGGAAACCAAAGUAACCCUUUGCACCUGCUUUCUUGUAAUGAUAUGACCAGAAAAACGUGUUGCCCGGAACCACUUCCCUUAUCCCUCCUCCAAGACACUAUGUACUUGGCCUCCAGCUCCUCUCUUGUUCUCUAAGUUCCACUGAGCUCCAUGUGCUCCCCCACCCUCCCCACCAUUUGCAGAGGCCUGCACAGUUUUCUGGCUGGAGCCUAGAAUGGGGCUCCCAAGUUUUAGGACUAACAGCUCAGUCCUAGUCUCUCUGGGGCCACACAGAAACUCUUUCUGGGCUCCUUUUUCUCCCUCUGGUUCCAAGUAGACAGGAUCAUGGGACAAGGUCUUGGAGCUGAGCAUCUCGCCCUGUACUCUUCCUCUGAGGCUGGGUCCUGGCCUUAUCCUCUGAUCUCCAUGGCUUCCUCCUCCCUCCUGUGGACUCCUGGGUUGAGCUGUGGCCUCAGUCCCCCAGCAGAUGCUUUUCUGUCUCUGCCUUCCUCACCCUGAGCCCCUUCACUGCUCUGCACCCCCAUGUGGUCAGAGCUCCACAUCAGCUCCUAACCCUUAUCACCAGCUGCCUCUUCUGUGGGUGACCCAGAUCCUUGUUUGCUGUUGAUUUCUUUCCAGAGGGGUUGAGCAGGGAUCCUGGUUUCAAUGACAGUUGGAAAUAGAACUUUCCAGAGAAGAGAGGAUUGGGGAGAUAUUUUUUCUGAAUAAAAAGUGGCGUGUUUAAGUACUGCAAUUAAAGUGAUACUGAAACACA
Messenger RNA from Cebus imitator (Panamanian white-faced capuchin), 2673 nucleotides. RefSeq names its product CD34 molecule (gene CD34). Gene Ontology annotation, cellular component: membrane. Lineage: Eukaryota; Metazoa; Chordata; Mammalia; Primates; Cebidae. Gene Ontology annotation, biological process: cell-matrix adhesion. The record is from RefSeq and is a predicted model, not a curated record. Bases 317 to 1477 code for a protein of 386 amino acids. The transcript is spliced from 8 exons.